Molecule: messenger RNA, 3305 nt
Organism: Synchiropus splendidus (mandarinfish)
Lineage: Eukaryota; Metazoa; Chordata; Actinopteri; Syngnathiformes; Callionymidae
Product: B-cell receptor CD22-like
Exons: 13
Coding region: 266-2983 (905 amino acids)
Source: RefSeq, a predicted model, not a curated record
UACAGUAGCAGAGAAAGGAAGACGUGACUCGGCGCAGCUAUUAUAUUUUCAAACUCUGAUGGAGAUGGAUUCCAUCUGCAGUGUUGAGAAUAACGAUAUAAGCUUAAGCUUGUGAAGCAUGAAGAUUGCAGAUUUGCAUAAAGAGGUGUCGGCCCAGAACACAAAUGAAAGAGGAACCUAAAUAUUGUGAAGUUCAUAUAGAUACUCAUCUUGAAUUACACCUCUGGAGUGACUUGGACUUUUUUUUUUUAAAUAAAUUCACAAAAUGGAAAGGGAAAAACUGGGCUUGCUGUUGCUUCUGACUACAAUACGGGCAGGUUCUGGUUCAUUUACAUUCACUAGCUCACAGCUGACAGCCACAGAGGGAUCCUGUGUUCCAAUACAGGGGAGCUUCACAAGAUAUCUCAGAGAAAAUGCCUACUGGGCUUGGUUGAAGGAUCCAGUGUGGGUCGAGGGAGAUAAGGACUUCUCAGGAACUGUUGUUUACAGUACAGACCCCGAAAUACGCCCCAUCAGUCCACAGUAUAGCAACAGAGUAACUUACCGAAGAGCAGAGAAACAGCUCACCAUUUCGAUCUGCAACCUGAACAAAAAUGACAGUGGAGAAUAUACAUUUAGAUAUUUCCCAUCAAGAGGGGAGAAAUGGAGCUCAGAGCCUGUUCUUCUGUCAGUCCAAGCAAACCCAUGCCUCAUCAGGUUUGAGGAACCGGCUCCUGUUACAGAGUUCAGCUCAGUGACUCUCCGCUGCUCCACCUUGUCCUCGUGCCCCUCCCGUCCUCAAAUUCAACCUCUCGACCAACGAGGAAUCUCAGUGCAACCUCAGGGUGAUGAACACAGCAGGACAGCAACUAGCAACUUCACAGCCAGCUGGCAGGACAAUGGGAGGCAGUUCUCCUGUCAGACUCGAGGCAACACCGACCCAAACUUGAUCCGCAGUGUCACUCUAACUGUCGAAUAUGGACCCAGGAACGUGGAGGUGAGGGUCACUAAUCCUAACAGAAGGGAAGGUGUUGCUGCGGAGGACACAGUGACCCUGACAUGUUUAGCGAGUGGGAAUCCUGCACCCACCUACCACUGGUUGCAACCAGAUCAGGCACAGAGCGAAGGACUAGAUCUCAUCAUCCCAUCCAUCACAGUCUCACAGAGUGGACGAUACAGAUGUGAAGCCAGAAAUAAGCACGGACAUAAAGAUUCGGGUCUUGAUUUGGAUGUUCAGUUCUCACCAGAAGUUGAGAUCACAGCAUCUGCCACAUCGAUCCGGCAAGGACAGAAGAUGGAUUUAAGAUGUACAGUGAAGAGAAGCAACCCAGAAGCCACAAGCUUUCAGUGGCAGAAGGAUCAGCGAGAUGUGUCUUCAGCUCAGACUUACACAGUAACAUCCAUCCAGCCUGAGCACGCAGGUUUUUAUACCUGCACUGCCUGGAACUCCAUUGGUGCUGGAACAUCAGACUCGCUUCAGAUUCAGGUUGAAUACCAACCCAAGAACACAAGAGUUCAAGUCCCCUCUGGUCUAAACGGGAGAGUCAGCGCUGGAAAAGAGCUCAGAUUAACGUGUGUCACUGAGGCCUAUCCUGCAGCUCAUAGCUUCUCCUGGCUCCAUAGGCCCUCCAGCCACACUCCACUCUCCCAGUACCAGUCCAAAUGCUGGGGCAGCACCAUGACCAUUGAGGAAGUGCAGAGAUCUGAUGAAGGUUGUUACGUGUGCAGCGCCACCAACAGCAUCGGCAGAGAUUAUAGUGCACCACAGUGCUUCCAAGUACAGUAUGCUCCAUCAAACCUCAAACUGUCCAUGUACACUGAGGUCACAGAAGGUCAGACCUUCACUAUCAGAUGCACUGUGGACAGUUUUCCACCCUCAACUCUCACCUUGAUCAGAGAGAUUCAGUCAAGUUCAGUGAAUGUGUUCUCCAACUCCAACAAGAAUGGGGUCCACAACAAUGACCUCGUCUACACCACUACAGCUGCUGUGCACCACGCAGGGAGCUACAAGUGCAUCGCCUCAAACUCUGAAGGAAGCAGGACAAGUGAGCCGAGACAAUUAGUGGUUCAAUACAGCCCCAAGAAUGUGGCAGUUAUCGUUGAUCCUCGUGAGACUGUGAAGGAAAACACAUCAGUGACUUUCCGAUGCAGCGCUCAGUCUCACCCUCCAGUGACCUCGGUGACCUGGACAAAGAUGGCCGACGGACAAGAGGAAGUGUUGAUGCGAGGUCAGAGUUUCACUCUGAAGUCAGUUGCUCCCAGUGACAGUGGACGGUACCGCUGCAACGUGAGGAAUGAGGUUGGAUCUGGAGAAUCACCGCCCGUCCAUGUUAUGAUCCAGUAUGCUCCAAAAGAAACGAAGGUCCUGAAGGCUGAAGAGCUGCAGUUGCCAGACAAGAGGAGCUCAGUGAUGCUGACAUGCAGCUCCAGCAGCUACCCACCAAUCCACCGAUACUCCUGGUACAGGAAGUCGACGGAUGACAGAGGAGAUGACAAAGUGUCGGAUCAGCAGAACCACAGUGUGACCUCUGACAAGCCUGGGAUCUACUACUGCUCUGCCCUGAAUCAGCUAGGUGAAAGAAGAUCCGAUCCAGUGGAGCUGUUUGUAGAAGGAACCUCUCUCAAAGUCCUGAAGUAUGUCUCCAUUUCUGCUUCACUUCUGCUCAUUCCAUUCGCAGCUUGUCUCAUCUUGAAGCACAAGAGGAAGGACAAAGAAGGAGCUGAAAGACCACAGCAAGUGCGAUCUGUGCCCCUAGAGGAGGCGUCGGUGCACUACGCCACCGUGCACUUCACCAAAAGACAGGCAGCACAAGAUGUUGUGUAUGCGGUCGUGUCCAAACCACGUCGCCCGAAUGAGCCAAACCACAACACAGACAGUGAAGAGGAAGAGGAAGAGGUGAACUAUUCCCGUGUGGAGUUCAUACACAAAGGUCCAAACCGCAGAAUCUGUGAAUCAAGUCGCUGUGAGGAGGAAAUUACUGACUACUCUAUGGUUAAAAUCUGAGAAGAAAAAGGAGAGUUGUUGGUCUCAAUUCAUCAGUCUUUGGAAGUUAUUAACUUCCAUUUAACUUUCACUUACGUGCACUGCAUUUUACAGAUGAUAAAUAAUAAACCUGAAUGCACACAAUUUUAAAUGAAUAAAUAAAAUCUUCAUCCACAUACAUUUAUGACAUCAUACAGCAACUGUCUUUUUUUGUCCAAAACUGUAACAGAUAUUAAUAAGAAAUGAAUUUCAGCUUUGUUUAAAGAUGACUCUUCUUCUCUUUGUUGCUGAAUUGAACUGCACACUUCAAAUAUUGGCUGUGUUACAAUGUAAAAUCUUUGCU